UUUUGAAAGUCGACCACUUCCCGUUCACCGACAACAUUGAAUUAUCUUUGAUUAAAUCGUGAAAAUGGCUCCUAAAAAAGGAGAAAAGGAUCAACACAUACAGGUUUCUGUUCGCUGCAGACCUUUAAACAAUACUGAGAAACGGCAGAGUUCUUACUCAGUGGUGGAAACAAUCCCGGAUAAACGAGAAGUGGUGGUGAAAGAGAAGAUUGGCAUUAACCCACACACCAAGACUUUCAGCUUUGACCAUGUGUUUGCAGCUCAUACCCCACAGAUUGAGGUGUACAAAGGAAUUGUCACUCCUAUUAUAGAGGAGGUGCUCAUGGGUUAUAACUGCACUAUUUUUGCCUAUGGCCAGACAGGAACUGGGAAGACAUUCACAAUGGAAGGGGAGAGAACUGAAGAUGCCACCAUCUCGUGGGAAGAGGACCCGCUCUGCGGUAUCAUCCCCAGGGCCAUGCACAACAUCUUUGAGAGGCUGCAAGCAUCAGAAGUGGAAUAUUCUGUGCGGGUAUCAUUCCUUGAGCUGUACAAUGAGGAGCUGUUUGAUCUGCUGGGUAGUGGUAAUGAUACGCUAAGACUCAAGAUCUAUGAAGAUGGAACCAAAAAGGGCUCGGUGGUGAUCCAGGGUCUGGAGGAAAUCGUGGUCAACAACAAGAAUGAUGUAUACCAGAUUCUGGAGAGAGGCUCAGCAAAGAGACAGACAGCUGCUACUCUGAUGAAUGCUUCUUCCAGUCGGUCCCACACUGUAUUUUCUGCUAUCAUCCACACCAAGGAGAACUCAAUAGAUGGAGAAGAACUGCUGAAGACAGGCAAACUCAACCUGGUUGAUUUGGCUGGCAGUGAGAAUAUUGGUCGUUCAGGUGCUGUUGACAAGCGGGCCAGAGAGGCAGGUAACAUUAACCAAAGUUUGCUGACACUGGGUCGUGUGAUCACCGCCCUCGUUGAACACGCCCCUCACAUUCCAUACAGAGAGAGUAAGUUGACCAGACUGCUGCAAGACUCGCUGGGAGGCAAGACUAAAACUUCCAUCAUUGCCACAAUAUCCCCAGCAGCCUGUAACCUGGAGGAAACUUUGAGCACUCUGGACUAUGCUCACAGAGCAAAGAACAUAGAAAAUAAACCAGAAAUCAACCAGAAACUAACCAAGAAAGCCCUACUAAAGGAGUAUACUGGAGAGAUUGAGAAGUUGAAGAAAGACUUACAAGCUGCUCGGGAGAAGAAUGGCAUCUAUAUAGCCGAGGAAAACUACACUGCCAUGCAAACGACCAUAGCCCAGCAGACAGACAGCAUCAAAGAGCUGGAGGAUAGGAUUUUGGUCAUGACAGAAGAAAUGGUCAAGAUAAACGAUCUGUUUACGGAGACCAAAGAUGACUUGGUCAACACCAAAAACCAGCUGGACUCCACCACGAAAACCCUGGAGGAAACAAUAACCGUACUAGAUGAGACAAAGACAGACCUUCAGUUAACAACGCAAGACAGAGAUGAACAGCGCCAUCUGGUGGAGCAUCAUGUGGAGACAGAAGGUUCACUGUAUACUGAAGCCAGUCAGCUAUUACAAACAGCAGACCUGUCCACCGCGGACGUGUUUGGACUUCACGACAAGCUGGACAGGAAGAGGAAGGUCGAGUCGCAGAACGAGGAGUGUAAGGAGACGUUCCAGGAGCAGUUCUCACGAGAAAUGACCAGGAUAAAGGACAGUGUCCAGAAGUUUGAGGAGACAAGGCAUCUGUCCAUCACUCAGACGCGACAACAGCUUAGUGGCAUGUUGGAAAAGAAAAGAGGAGAAGUUGGUAAAUUGAAAGAAGAGUUAUCAUCGCUGAAUUCUGUUGUGGAAGAAAAACUAUCAGAUCUUGACUGUCACCUGAAGACUAGUCAACAGGAGAGUACCAGCGAUGUACAAGAUAUUGUCAAAAAUGUCUCAUCAAUCAAGGAGAAAGAGCAGGAGUCCUUAACCCAGUUUGAGAGGACUGUUUUCAGAAGGAUGAUGUCUGCUGUUGAAGAUAUACUUCAGUCCACACAGACCUCACUACAGCAAUUCAGUGAGCAGAUUAACACACAGCUGUCAAGCCUCGAUGCCCAGGAGCAUGCCCACUCUAAUGAGUUAUGGGGGGACCUGGAUGGCAUAGUGUCCUCAUUAGAGCGUUACAUUAGUGCCACUGACAAUCAGGUGUCAGAGAUGAGUGCUCAGCGGGUUAAGGCUCGGGAGGAGGGAUGUCGUCUAGACCAGCUUGUCAGUGAAAAGUUAUCAGAGUUGCAAGGCUUGAUACAACAGAAACAGGAGCAUUUUACAAGCUACAGCAAACAGGAAGAGGAACUUACCUCUAGAAUCAGAGGAGAUUUGUCUACUGUCCGAUCAGUAAGAGAUGAAGUACAGAGUUGCCACAGCAAGUUAGUGUCUCAUGAGGAGUCAUUUACGUCCUGUACAGCGGCACAGCGAGAGUCCUCACAGGGAUGGGUGACCAAGUUAAACGAGAAUUUGAGUAGCUGCAGCCAAUCAGGGAAGGAUGUUGUGGGAGAGUGUACAGCAUUCACAGAGAAAUGUAGACAGGCAUGGUCUGACCAUUGUACAGAGGUGUGUGAGAAGCUAACAGCACACAGUACCUCCCUCAUCACACAUCUCAAUAUCAGUAACCAGAAGACACAGGUUCUUCAGCACCAGGUGUCUGACCACCUUGAUCGCUUGACCACAGAUGCUGUAGAGAUGUCUGAACAGUUUACUGCUGACAUUGGUCAGUUGGAUGGUCAGUGUUCAGCUACAGCCACAGAGGUGACCAGCUUCUGUGAGAUGACCAGGAGAGACCUGUCCAAACAGGAGACUGGACUCACAGACUUCUUGACAAGUCAGCUACAGAAGGAUAUACCUACAGGUUUGACCCCCCAGCGACGAGAGUUUGCUUAUCCACAGAACCUUAGCAAGACGGAGCCUCACGAGAUUUUAAUACAGAGAUACCGAAAACAGAGAGAACAAGAGAUGGACCUGAUUGCUGUGACCUUGUUUGAGGAUGCAGAAAACAGUGGCCAAUCAGAGACAGAGUCACAUGUAGAAGAAAAGGCGACACCAGAGGACCUCCCCAGUGUGGAGCUAAUGCUGCCUCCUAGAGUAUCACCAGACAAUAGUGACAGUGUGAGUGAGGCAGGAAGCGAGUCCUCUGUCAAAUCGGGGAGAUCCUACAAGGAAAACAAGAUCUCUUCACGGAGUUCUCGUUCAAAGAAAAUCCCAAAACCAGCCCAGAAAACUCCAGUUAACAACAAUGGCAAGACAAGACUUCCUCUUCGUACAGCAAACACACCACAAAACUCGUAGCAAGGGGAGUCUACAUCAAGAUACUGUACUUCUCACACCACAGAGGUUUUAGCAGUUUGAGUCAGCAUCAAGAUACUUCCCACAUCAAAGAACUCGCAGCAGUCAAGUUGACAUCAAGAUAUUAUGCAUCACAGAACUUGUAGGAAGAGGAGUUGACAUCAAUAUACCAUACAUCAUUCAUUUCAUAUUUUUCACACCUAAAAUUUUAAUAUGUAUUCCCAAACUCUUCUUUAUAUAUAUAUGAGGACUGUACAUGGGAAAAUCAAGCCUUUGUAAAUUGCAAUGGUUAUUUUAUUCCUGUAAAUCUUUAUGGAAGUAGUUAUUUUGCAGUUUUAGGCCUUCUAAGUAAAACCCAUUUUAAUACAGAAUUGAUAUUGUGUUUGAGCAU
Messenger RNA from Liolophura sinensis, 3695 nucleotides. Its product is annotated as kinesin-like protein KIF11-A. Bases 65 to 3307 code for a protein of 1080 amino acids. Gene Ontology annotation, molecular function: microtubule binding; plus-end-directed microtubule motor activity; ATP binding. NCBI's taxonomy places the organism in Eukaryota, Metazoa, Mollusca, Polyplacophora, Chitonida, Chitonidae. The record is from RefSeq and is a predicted model, not a curated record. Gene Ontology annotation, cellular component: mitotic spindle; nucleus; spindle microtubule. The transcript has 26 exons. Gene Ontology annotation, biological process: mitotic spindle assembly; microtubule-based movement; spindle elongation.